Messenger RNA from Ceratina calcarata, 1196 nucleotides. Its product is annotated as WD repeat-containing protein on Y chromosome. The transcript has 4 exons. The record is from RefSeq and is a predicted model, not a curated record. Bases 748 to 1179 code for a protein of 143 amino acids. Lineage: Eukaryota; Metazoa; Arthropoda; Insecta; Hymenoptera; Apidae.
CGCCCUGCGACAUCGACGACGGUGUAGACGGUGGAAAAUCUAUCGGUGGCACGGGUCUCUCUUGGAUAGAACACGAGUGCGCCUGACCGUUGACGAACACGAACAUGGCCGACUCGACGAAAUCGAUAAAACACGUUACGUUUUCCGCCGUUUCGACGGAGUCGACGCUUUGCGCUUUCCACCCCCUAUGAACGGACGCGUGCGCCUGAGAAGAACAACAUAAAGACAACGUCGUCCUCCUCGAAGUCGACGUCGACGACAAGUACCACGUUUACGUAGACGACGGACGACGCACGUUAUACCAAACAGUUAAUUAAAAACAUAGUACAGGAUUAAUAAUUAUGCACCCCUUAAGUCAUAGACAUAUUUUUCAUUACCUAUCCUCUUAUUCCUAUACAUGUUAUAUGUAGGACUGCGUUGAAUACAUUAAUUGAAGAAAGUUAUGUAUCUUUUUUUCUUACUCUUACGUUCUUCUUUACAGCAACCAAUGUUUUGAAAUUAUGAAAUACAGUGUUCAAUGCAUCUCUUAUUCUGAUCUCUCAGUGUAUAAUAAUUAAAAAGUUUGUUCGAUUUAAAGUCUAAAGAAUCAAGCAUGGAAGGAGCAAGGGAUGACUCCAUGGUAUAGUAUUAGUACUUAGGCCACUGAAAUUAUUGACCAAAUAUCGACUCGUGAAAGUCACUCUCUGGAACCUACGUUGAAUAUAACACUAAAAUGGAUCUUCGGAUUAUCAUUGAAUAAGAGUCGGGAUGGAUGAUAGUGAAAUAAUCGGGAGCGGCAACUCGUACUCAAAUUAUCUCAAUGAAUACGAUUUAAACCACGAUCGGGCUGAAGGAACGCCUCUGGCAAUCGAUGGAAACGUUUUAAGAUCGCCUAUAUUGGGUAGCUCUUAUCGAGUUCCGGAUAUACCGAAAAAAUAUAUUGAACCGACGAUUCUUGAUACAUCGUUACCUUACAUUCCUGUAUAUGCUUAUCUAAGAACUCAUGACUUAAAACCAAUUGUAAGACCGCCAACACCACCCAUACUGUCCGAGUUACGAUGGAAGUGUCAUUUUAGAGAUGAUACUACCGAAUCCUAUGGAUCUUUCAAAACCUCACCGUCGACCGCAAGAACAAGCAAAGGAAGAUCCUCUGUUACGAUAAAACUGUGCGAGAAUCAAAGAAAUUUAAAAACGGAAUAAAUACUGAUUUAUAUUUA